Cucurbita pepo subsp. pepo (vegetable marrow) is the source of this 3298-nucleotide messenger RNA. RefSeq names its product ADP-ribosylation factor GTPase-activating protein AGD3. The record is from RefSeq and is a predicted model, not a curated record. Gene Ontology annotation, molecular function: GTPase activator activity; protein binding. Gene Ontology annotation, cellular component: cytoplasm. Lineage: Eukaryota; Viridiplantae; Streptophyta; Magnoliopsida; Cucurbitales; Cucurbitaceae.
CUCUGUUUUUUCGCUUUAAUCAAUGACUGUGCCCUGUCUCUCCUCGUCUCUCACACACAUUGUUUCCCUUUCAACAUUUUCAACAUUUUCUCAACAUUUUCAACAUUUUCAACAUUUUCAGGUUUUAAUAAUGUUCAUCAGAAGCGAAGAAGAGAUUAGAGAUUCUGAAAAUCUCCUCAGCUUAUCAAACUCCCAUCCAAUUCCCCAUACAACGAACAACACCGUAACCCACAUCCAUUAAUGCCCUCAUUUUCCUUCUUCCUCUCCUCCUUCUCAAUCCCAUUUCCCCUUCUUUUCUUCCCACUCAUUCCUCCUCUUCUAGGGUUUUGAAACCAAAUCAUUCCCAUUCCCCCACCCCUUUCACCUGAUUACAUCAUUAAAUUCCCUUCCUAAUCCCUCUCUUCUUUUUCGGAGCUGUAAAAAAAGUCCCCUCUCUCUCUGUUCAUCAUCUUCUCUACCCCUCUGGGUUAAUAAUUCUUCCCUUUUCUUUUCUGGGUUUUCUCUUUUUUCCCCUAUUCUGCCUUGCUCUUCUUCUUCUUACCCUUCUUUUUCUCCUUCUCUUCAUAGUGUGGUCGUUUCUUGCGUUUCUUUUUCUGGGGUUUUCUUGUUGUUCAUCAUGGACUAGAAUGUGGAAGAUCUGAUUCUGUUUUUCACGUUUUUUGGGGUAUCCAUGUCUCGCUUUGCUCCCCUUUACCCUGAUCGUGUUUUAAUGGCGCCUUCUGAUUGACAUUUGGUUUUCCCUCUUGGCUGCAACUAUAUUUGUUGUCUCUCAAAAUGCCUUUUUCGAAGCUUGAUGAUUCUCCUAUGUUCCGCAAGCAGAUACAAUGCUUGGAGGAAAGUGCUGAAUUAUUGAGGGAGAGGAGUUUGAAGUUUUUUAAAGGAUGUCGAAAGUACACUGAAGGACUUGGUGAGGGAUAUGAUGGUGAUAUUGCUUUUGCAAGUUCUCUGGAAACUUUUGGGGGAGGGCAUAAUGACCCAAUCAGCGUUGCUUUUGGUGGACCUGUCAUGACCAAAUUUACAAUUGCAUUGAGGGAAAUCGGGACAUACAAGGAAGUCCUUCGUUCCCAGGUGGAGCAUAUGCUUAACGACAGAUUAAUGCAGUUUGUCAAUUUCGAUUUGCUUGAAGUCAAGGAAGCAAGGAAGCGCUUUGACAAGGCUAGCCUUCUCUAUGACCAGGCUCGUGAAAAAUUCCUGUCACUGAGAAAAGGGACUAAAAACGACGUUGCUAGUCUAUUGGAAGAGGAACUUCAUAACGCUAGAUCUGCAUUUGAGCAAGCGCGCUUUAUUCUAGUGACUGCUCUUUCUAAUGUCGAGGCCAAAAAAAGGUUCGAAUUCUUAGAGGCAGUGAGUGGGACAAUGGAUGCGCAUCUUCGUUACUUCAAACAGGGUUAUGAAUUGUUGCAUCAGAUGGAGCCAUAUAUUAAUCAGGUGUUGACGUAUGCCCAGCAAUCAAGAGAAAGGUCGAACUAUGAGCAGGCUGCUCUUAGUGAACGGAUGCAAGAGUACAAGAGGCAGGUUGAUCGGGAGAGUAGGUGGUCAUCCAAUGGUUCGAAUGGAUCACCUAAUGGAGGAGAUGGUAUUCAAGCCAUUGGUAGAAGCUCACAUAAAAUGAUAGAGGAAGUCAUGCAAUCUGCUGCCAAAGGAAAGGUUCAAACCAUUCGACAAGGUUAUCUCUCAAAGCGUUCUUCGAACUUGAGGGGUGACUGGAAAAGACGAUUUUUCGUUCUUGAUAGCCGGGGAUUGCUGUAUUAUUACCGCAAGCAAUGCAGCAAAUCAUCUGCAACUACAGGGCAGCUAUCUGGUCAGAGGAAUAGUUCAGAGCUUGGUUCUGGCCUUUUGAGCCGCUGGCUUUCUUCCCACAAUCAAAGUGGGGUGCAUGAUGAGAAAUCUGUAGCUCAUCAUACAGUGAACCUGCUCACUUCAACGAUCAAAGUUGAUGCGGACCAGUCCGAUCUUCGGUUUUGCUUUCGCAUCAUUUCACCGACCAAGAGCUAUACUUUGCAGGCAGAGAGUGCACUUGAUCAAAUGGAUUGGAUCGAAAAAAUAACUGGAGUUAUCGCUUCGUUACUAAGUUCUCAGGCUCCAGAGAGGUGUCUUGCGGGUAGUCCCAUGGGAAGUGGUCACAACAGGUCUACCAGUGAGAGUAGUUCUUUUGAAAGUUCUGACUUUGAUCAGACAGGGGUUGACGAAUACACAUCUGAAAGAAAUCUUAAUUCCUCGCAUUUGGAACGCCCUUCUAGAAACUUGCAGCAGCAACGUUCGACUAUGAAAAUUGAGAAGCCAAUAGACAUACUUCGUAGAGUAUGCGGGAACGAUAAGUGCGCGGAUUGUGGUGCUCCUGAGCCCGACUGGGCAUCUUUGAAUCUCGGUGUUCUUGUUUGUAUUGAAUGUUCUGGCGUUCACCGUAAUCUCGGUGUUCAUAUAUCAAAGGUGAGAUCCCUUACAUUAGAUGUGAAAGUGUGGGAACCUUCAGUGAUCAGUUUGUUUCAGUCUCUUGGAAAUACGUUUGCGAACUCGGUUUGGGAGGAGAUGCUGCAAUCGAGAAGUUCCUUUCAGGUCGAUCUCGUUACGACAGGCUUGUACAGGUUUGAUAAACAGCAAAUGCAUUCUAUCAGCAAACCCAGCCAUUCUGAUCCAAUAUCAGUGAAGGAGAAGUUCAUUCAUGCAAAGUAUGCAGAAAAGGCUUACGUUCGGAAACCAAAGGAAAAUCAGUAUCCUCAUUUAGUAGCGCAACAGAUCUGGGAUGGUGUUCGCUCGAACGACAAGAAAGCCGUUUAUCGUCACAUUAUAAACUCGGAAGCAGACGUAAAUGCGGUUUAUAAGCAAGUGGCAUGUGGCUCUUUGACUCUUGCUAAAGUAAUGUUAAUGCAGGACCCGACUGGCCUCGAACAUAAAAACAAAUCCAGUGAUUUUGCGGAGAGAUCUACAAGCUCUUCGAACUUGGGAGGUACGAGUGAAGGCCAGCCAUUGGAGGAUCUAGAUGGCUGCACACUCCUGCAUCUCGCAUGCGAAACUGGAGACAUCAGUAUGCUCGAGCUCCUUUUACAAUGUGGUGCGAACAUUAACGCCAUUGAUUCUCGACGUCAAUCAGCUCUUCACCGAUGUAUCGUUAAAGGCAGAACUGGGUUUGCCAAAUUGCUUCUUUCCAGGGGAGCCGACCCACGAGCAAUGAACGGAGACGGUAAAAGCCCUCUAGAGCUGGCAGUAGAGUUAAAACUGAAUGAUGUGGAGCUGGUUGCUAUACUAGCUGAUUCAAAUGGAUGAGGAGAUUGUUGUGGUGAAAUUCCAGACAAGGAAG